AUGAGUACUCCAUAUGAGGAUGGUCAAUUAUACUUGGCUCUUUUGUUUCUUCUUUCAAAUGCUGUGUUGGUUGUUUAUCUUGGAUCGAAGCGACUAUUACAGCAAACUAUUAAAAUGAAGAAUUCAGGUACCAGACCUGAUGAUGUGAUGAGUACUUCAGAUGCGAUGGCUCUUCCUCUAAUGGGAUCAAUGGUUCUCUUUACUCUUUAUGUAAUUUUAAAAUUUAUUCCAUUAGAAUACUUUAAUGCAAUUAUAAGCUUGUAUUUGAGCUUAGUCGGUAUAUUUUCCAUGGGCUCAUUUAUUAAAGGAUUCAUGCGUCCAAAUAUUUUAACUGGUAUUGCUUGUUGUAUAGUAGGUGGAUACUACUAUUGGACAAAUAACUGGGUGGCAAACAAUAUACUGGCGAUUUCAAUCGGUGUUUUAAGCAUCGAAAUGGUUCAGAUUGGAUCAUUUUCAACUUCUUUUGUAAUGCUUCUAGGUCUGUUUUUCUACGAUAUAUUCUGGGUGUUCGGAUCUGAUGUGAUGAUCACGGUUGCAAGUGGUAUCAACGGCCCAAUCAAACUUGUUUUCCCUCGUACAGUGUUUGAAAAUCAAGAAGCGAAAAGUCUUUUGGGACUGGGUGAUUUAAUAAUCCCAGGUUUCUUUAUUGCCCAAGUGCUUGUCUUCUCUACUGAAUAUGUAAAAAAGGGGAAUUUUUACUUCUACGUCUCUCUUAUUGCUUACACGUUGAGUCUGGUAAAUACUAUGGCUGUCAUGAUUAUAUUCGAACAUGGACAACCUGCAUUACUUUUUAUUGUUCCUUGGUUACUCGUUACCUUUGUGCUGGCAACGAUAAUAAAAGGCGAUUUCAACGCUGCAAUGAAGUACACUUCCUCGGAAGUCAUUCAAUCUUCUUCUAAAUCAACGGAGAAAAAGAAAGAUGAUAAUAAAUCUUUGCAUGAGUCUCUUGAAGAGCUUUCAUUAACAACUCUCCUAUGGAGUGCCAUACAGGUUUUAUUUGGUUUAAAACAUGAAGAAGAGAAAGAAAAAGAAAAAGAAUCUCAGGAAAACACAGAGGAAAAAAAGAAUAAUUAG
This is a messenger RNA of Trypanosoma theileri, 1074 nucleotides long. Its product is annotated as putative signal peptide peptidase, putative,aspartic peptidase, clan AD, family A22B. Gene Ontology annotation, molecular function: aspartic endopeptidase activity, intramembrane cleaving. Gene Ontology annotation, biological process: membrane protein proteolysis. The coding region runs from base 1 to 1074 and encodes 357 amino acids. The transcript has a single exon. NCBI's taxonomy places the organism in Eukaryota, Euglenozoa, Kinetoplastea, Trypanosomatida, Trypanosomatidae. The record is from RefSeq and is a predicted model, not a curated record. Gene Ontology annotation, cellular component: lumenal side of endoplasmic reticulum membrane; membrane; cytoplasmic side of endoplasmic reticulum membrane.